Zingiber officinale is the source of this 1642-nucleotide messenger RNA. RefSeq names its product zinc finger protein CONSTANS-LIKE 2-like. The record is from RefSeq and is a predicted model, not a curated record. NCBI's taxonomy places the organism in Eukaryota, Viridiplantae, Streptophyta, Magnoliopsida, Zingiberales, Zingiberaceae. Gene Ontology annotation, molecular function: zinc ion binding; protein binding. The transcript is spliced from 2 exons. Gene Ontology annotation, biological process: regulation of photoperiodism, flowering; regulation of flower development. Gene Ontology annotation, cellular component: nucleus. The coding region runs from base 528 to 1535 and encodes 335 amino acids.
UGAGCAUUCGCUCCUCGAGGUUCCAAACACUGCAACCAUGGCCGUAAAAUCCAUCACCCUUUUGGAAUCCUCUUUUCCUCUUUGUUUUUCUUCCUUGUCUCCUUUCUUUCUCACUUGGCAUAAAGCCAUGGCCACUGCAUCUGUUUUAUAUCAAGAUUGAAGGAGUGAGAAUUUAAUGAGUGGACACUCCCUCACUUAUUUCACAGCUUUUUUUUCCGUUGGAUUCUCAAAUCCCUCUACGCGACCAUUUGAUUCCAAAAGCCAAAAGCCGGCGGGGCCUGCGGUGGAGCCCGGCCGCCUUGGAGCUCGGCCUACCACUAGGCCGAGCCUCACCCUCUCCCUGCCUUCCACGUGUCGACCGUUGGAUUCUCCUUUUUUUCUGUCGUCGCAGUGUUAUUAGGAGGCGAAGGCCGCCGCAAAUCCAAAUCCAAAUCCAUCCUUCGAGUGUCUUCUCCCAUGAGCACGAGAGGUUGUGCAAUCGCAGAGAUCGCGAGGGCGCCGCGUGUCUCCGCCGUCGUUCUCACUCAAUGAUCGCUGGCUUCGGCGGACCUGGCGGCCUCGUCGGCGCGCGGGGGUGCGACGCGUGCCGGACGGAGCCGAGCGCGGUGUACUGCCGGGCGGACUCGGCGUUCCUGUGCGGCGGGUGCGACGCGCGGGUGCACACGGCGAACCGCGUGGCGUCGCGGCACGAGCGCGUGUGGGUGUGCGAGGCGUGCACGGUCGCCCCGGCAGCGCUCGCCUGCCGGGCUGACGACGCCGCGCUCUGCGCCGCAUGCGACGCCGAGGUCCACUCCGCCAACCCCCUCGCCCGCCGCCACCACCGCGUCCCCAUCCUCCCCCUCCCCCUCGCCGGAACCCCCUACCUCACCUUGACAGAGGAGGAGCACCGCCACCACGUACUCGAGGACGAGGCAGAGUCGUGGCUAUUGAUCAAUACCAAGAACUGCGACACCCCUGCGGCCUUAUUCGGUGUCGAUCAGGUGGAUGAGUACUUGGACCUCGUCGGCUACAACAACAACGCCUGUAACGAGAUCCACAAUCAAGAACAUCAACUCCGUCAUCAUCUAAGUGAGGGCGUAGUUCCUUCUCCUCUUUGCUUACAAACUGUCAAAGAGCAUCAAGAAUUACAGCAGCAGCAGCAGCAAGAGGAAGGCUAUGGGUUGGAGUUGGAAUACGAAGUGUCGAAUUGCAUUGUCGGAUUCAGCUGCGCUGACAAUUCCCUCGGCCACAGCGUAUCCUUUGCAUCCAUGGACGCGAGUAUAGUGCCGGACACUACAAAAACAGAGGGGUUGAUCAGGCUCCUUCCUUGCUCUCCACUGCCGCAAAUGGCACCCCAGUUUCCUAUAUACAGGGAGGCCAAAGUGCUCAAGUAUAGAGAGAAGAGGAAGGCUAGGAAAUUCGAGAAGAUCAUAAGGUAUGCAUCAAGAAAGGCAUACGCUGAGAUGCGACCGAGGAUCAAGGGCCGGUUCGUGAAGCGGCCGGAUGCAGAGCACAAGCCUUCGGAUGGUAGCUACAGCAUUGUGCCUUCUUUCUAGUGCUUGUGGAAGAGAGAAUUUUCAUGUGUGUUUUGUUGAACUAGCAGAAGAGUUUCAAUUAAUAUUGUUGGCCAAAUUUAAGCAAUGGAUACAGAUAUUGUUAGAUA